AUGAGCACUCGAAGAGAAGAAUCCCAGGACCGGGCCAUCGUCAGAAUAGCCGCGCAUUUACCAGACCUCAUUGUCUAUGGAGACUUCUCUCCAGAGCGACCGUCUGUGGAUUAUUUUGAUGGAGUCCUGAUGUUUGUUGAUAUUUCAGGUUUUACUGCAAUGACUGAGAAGUUCAGCACAGCCAUGUACAUGGACCGAGGGGCUGAGCAGUUGGUGGAAAUCCUCAACCACUACAUAAGCGCAAUAGUCGAGAAAGUGUUGAUUUUUGGAGGAGACAUCUUAAAAUUUGCAGGUGAUGCACUACUCGCCCUGUGGAAGGUGGAGCGAAGGCAACUGAAAAACAUUAUCACGGUGGUAAUUAAAUGUAGCCUGGAGAUCCACGGAUUGUUCGAGACUCAGGAGUCCGAAGAAGGCCUAGAUGUCCGAGUCAAGAUAGGACUGGCUGCUGCUGUCACCAUGCUGGUCUUUGGAGAUGAAGUUUUUAACUUCUUUCUGGUGAUGGUCGGUCAGGCGAUUGGAUGGCGUCGCGCCUUGCCGUUUAUGGCACAGAUGAGCGAUGUCAUUCUGUCCACCAAACUACUUUAGCAGCUUUCUGUGGCGAACAUGAUCCCGAGAAAGUGAGAGGAUUCCAGAUCGAGAGCAGUUAAGGUGAAUUUCUUAAAGCCGCCUUCUACUUUUAACUUUGAUGAAUUUUUCACCAAGUGUAUGACUUUCAUGGAUUAUUACCCUUCUGGUGACCAUAAAAACCUCCUGAGACUUGCGUGCAUGCUGGAGUCCGAUCCUGAGCUGGAGUUGUCCCUCCAAAAGUAUGUGAUGGAAAGCAUAUUGAAGCAGAUCGAUGACAAACAGCUUCGGGGUUACCUGUCGGAGCUUCGCCCUGUGACCAUUGUGUUCGUGAACCUGACGUUUAAGGACCAAGACAAGGCAGAAGUCAUCGGCUCGGCCAUCCAGGAUGCCUGUGUGCACAUCAAUUCUGUCCUGAGGGUCUCCCGAGGCCAAAUCAACAAAGUCUUCAUGUUUGACAAGGGCUGUUCCUUCCUCUGUGUCUUUGGUUUCCCUGGGGAAAAGGCUCCUGACGAAGUCACUCAUGCCUUGGAAAGUGCUAUGGAUAUAUUUGACUUCUGCUCUCAGGUUCACAAAAUCCAUACCGUUUCCAUCGGCGUGGCCAGCGGGAUCGUCUUCUGUGGAAUCGUCGGACACUCUGUGAGGCAUGAAUACACAGUGAUUGGCCAAAAAGUCAACAUAGCUGCCAGGAUGAUGAUGUACUACCCAGGAACCGUGACUUGUGACUCCGUCACCUACAGUGGCAGCAACCUCCCAGCCUACUUUUUCAAAGAGCUUCCAAAGAAAGUCAUGAAAGGUGUUGCGGACCCCGGACCCGUCUAUCAGUGUUUGGGACUGAAUGAGAAAGUCAUGUUUGGUAUGGCAUACCUCAUCUGCAACAGAAAUGAGGGCUACCCUUUGCUGGGACGUGAUAAGGAGAUCAAAUACUUCAUGUGUAGUAUGAAGGAAUUUUUGGUGUCCAACUGCAGCCGAGUCCUAAUGUACGAAGGAUUAUCAGGAUAUGGAAAAAGCCAGAUACUUAUGGAAAUUGAGUAUCUGGCCCAAGGUGAGAACCACAGGACUAUCGCUAUCGCGUUGACUAAGAUCAGCUUCCAUCAAAAUUUUUAUACCAUCCAGAUAUUCAUGGCCACUGUACUAGGUCUCGAUACUUGUAAACAUUAUAAAGAACGACAGACCAACCUUCAAAAUAAAGUCAAGACACUGUUGGACGAGAAGUUCCACUGUCUUCUGAAUGACAUCUUCCACGUCCGGUUCCCUAUUUCACGAGAGGUUUCCAAGAUGACCACCUUCAGAAAGCAAAAGCAGUUGGAAGCAUUGUUUAUGAAGAUCUUGGAGCAAACCGUGAAAGAGGAAAGGAUUAUUUUCAUCAUCGACGAGGGCCAGUUCGUCGACGCAGCCUCCUGGUCCUUCUUGGAGAAGCUUAUCCGGACUAUUCCUAUCUUCAUCAUCAUGUCCCUGUCCCCCUUCGUUGACAUACCCUGUGCAGCUGCCAGCGCCAUAAUGAAGAACAGGAAUACCACCUACGUCACCCUCGGAGCCGUGCAGCCUAAGGAUAUCCGCAACAAGGUCUGCCUAGACCUCGAUGUCAGGGGCAUCCCCAAAGAACUGGACACAUCCAGACUUUGUGGGUUUCCCGAAGAUGUAUCUACAAGUGCCCGUUUCAAUAUGUUCACUGGGCCCGCUGUUCAAGAGCCAUUUCUCGUGGUUGAGAAUUUUAGUAGGCCAACAGAGGAACUAAAUAUUUCUGCUCUCGGUAACAAGGAGGGAAAUGAGGAAGUCUGUAACCUCGCUAGUGGUGUCAUAUUGAAAAACUUGUCACCUCCAGCAUCAUUAAAAGAAAUCUCUCUGGUUCAGCUGGAUAGCAUGAGUCUCUCCCACCAGAUGUUGGUGAGAUGCGCGGCCAUUAUCGGCCUGACCUUCACCACGGAGCUGUUGUUCGAGGUUCUCCCUUGUUGGAACAUGAAGAUGAUGAUCAAGGCCCUGGCCACUCUGGUGGAAUCCAACAUCUUCGAUUGCUUCCGGAACGGCAAGGAGCUCCGAAUGGCUCUAAGACAGAACGCGGCCUCGUUUGAGGUCAACUAUCGCUCCCUGUCUCUGCAGCCCAGCGAAGGGCUGGCCCACGGUGAGGAGGAAGAGCUCCGCGAGCUGGAAAGCGAGGUGAUCGAGUGCCACAUCAUCCGAUUCUGCAGGCCUAUGAUGCAGAAGACGGCCUAUGAGCUGUGGCUGAAGGACCAGAAGAAAGCCAUGCACUUGAAGUGUGCCCGCUUUUUAGAGGAAAAUGCCCACAGGUGUGACCACUGCCGAAGCGGCGACUUCAUCCCCUGUCACCACUUCACGGUGAACAUUCGGCUCAACACUUUGGACCUGGAUACUAUUAAGAAGAUGGCCAAGUCCCGCGGAUUUACCACUGAAGAAGAGAUCACCUUCUCCAAAAUAGAGACCCCUAAGAAAUCUGAGCUAUUUGCUGAAAACCUCAGUCCUGAAGAAAUAAAAGAAAAGAUCUUGAGUUUCUUCGACAUCGUUAUAACAAAAAUGAGGACAUCCGAGGAAGACAUCAUCCCUCUGGAGUCUUGCCAGUGUGAGGAGAUCCUAGAGAUGGUCAUCAUGCCUCUGGCCCACCAUUUUGUGGCUUUGGGAGAAAACAACAAAGCCUUAUAUUACUUUCUAGAAAUUGCAUCCGCUUAUCUCAUCUUGGGUGAUAAUUACAUGGCCUACAUCUAUUUGAAUGAGGGGGAGAGGCUGCUGAGGACGCUCAAGAAAGACAAGUCCUGGAGUCACACUUUUGAGUCCGCCACCUUUCACAGCCUCAAAGGCGAGGUCUGUUUCAACAUGGGCCAGAUGGUGCUUGCCAAGAAAAUGCUGCGGAAGGCCCUGAAGCUUCUCCACCGAAUCUUUCCUUACAACUUAAUCUCCCUGUUUCUCCAGACCCAUGUUGAGAAAAACAGACACUUUUACUACCUAAAUCAACAGGCCCAAGAGAGCGCACCUCCAGGGAAGAGGAGGCUGGCGCAGCUUUACAGGCAAACCACCUGCUUCUCCCUGCUGUGGCAGAUAUACAGCCUAAAUUACUUUUUUCACUACAAGUACUACGGCCAUCUGGCAGCUAUGAUGGAAGUAAAUACCGCACUGGAAACCCAAGACGAUUUUCAGAUCAUUAAGGCCUACCUGGAUUAUUCACUGCACCACCAGCUGGCCGGCUACCAGGGCGUGUGGUACAAAUAUGAAAUCAUGGCCAUGGAACAGAUCUUCAACCUCCCCCUGAAAGGCGAGGGCAUUGAAAUCGUGUCAUAUGUGGCUGAUAAACUGGGCUACACCAAGCUUUUAAUGGGUCACUUGGACUUGGCCAUUGACUUAGGCUCUCGAGCCCAGAAGAUGUGGGCACUGCUCCGAAAUCCUAACAGGCAGUAUAUGGUCCUCUGCUGGCUUAGUAAAUCUCUCUUCUUGAAAAACAGGUAUUUAGUCUUUCCAGCCGGAAUCCUAGUGGGCUCGAGACCCCAGCCCCGAGAGCGGCCACACCACACUAACACGCGUGUUAAACCCCAAUUUCUUGUAAAUUCCAAAGCCACGCUCACCGGAAUAAAGCAUGAGGUCCAGGCAGACGAAAUAGAAAAAGGCCUUGCUGAAGAUCACAUCGUUUCUCCUGGGGAGCAGGCGGUGGGCUCCAGGCCCAGGUCCCGGGAGCUGGGCCUGCAGGGAGACCCAUUUCAGAACAUUCCAAGGGCGAUACUGAUUUGUCUUCUUCUUCUGUGCUGGCGCAGGUAUGCCAGGCUCCAGGAAUGGGACAACUUUCACAUCUUUUCCAGUAGAGCUAAAAACCUAGUGCCAAGAAGAACCCCGACAGCUCUUUACUAUGAAGGAAUCAGUAGGUACAUGGAAGGGCAAGUCCUCUACCUUCAAAAGCAGAUUGAGGGGCAGUCUGAGAACGCUCAGGACAGUGGAGUCGAGCUGCUCAAGAACUUGGAGAGUCUGGUGACCCAGAAUACCACUGGCCCUGUCUUCUACCCGAGGCUUUACCACCUGAUGGCCUACGUCUGUAUACUCAUGGGAGACGGCCAGAACUGUGACCUGUUCCUGAACACAGCCUUACGGCUCUCUGAAACACAGGGGAAUGUGCUGGAGAAAUGCUGGCUGAACAUGAGCAAAGAAUGGUGGUACUCAGACUCCGAGUUAAUGGACGACCAAUGGCUUCAAACAGUCUCGAAUCUCCCCUCCUGGGAAAAAAUUGUAUCGGGCAAGGUGAACAUGCAAGAUAUUCAAAAAAACAAAUUCCUGAUGAGAGUUAAUAUCCUAGACAAUCCUUUCUAA
Puma concolor (puma) is the source of this 4869-nucleotide messenger RNA. NCBI's taxonomy places the organism in Eukaryota, Metazoa, Chordata, Mammalia, Carnivora, Felidae. The record is from RefSeq and is a predicted model, not a curated record.